Molecule: messenger RNA, 1629 nt
Organism: Trichoderma virens Gv29-8
Lineage: Eukaryota; Fungi; Ascomycota; Sordariomycetes; Hypocreales; Hypocreaceae
Exons: 1
Coding region: 379-1143 (254 amino acids)
Source: RefSeq, a predicted model, not a curated record
CAGGCCUCUGAGCUCUCAAAGGGACCAGAUCGACCGAGUUUUGGAUUUGCAUAUAUCUUGGACGAAUCAACCAUCACUCAUCUGAUCGUCUGUUUCGCCACCUCCUGCAUUUGUGUGCCAGAUACGCCAUCGCACGCACGAAUACAUCAUACAUCACCUCCUCACCCUCCCUCUACACUUAAUUGGGCCGAUCGAUCCGCCUUAGCUUUGCAUGAUCGAUUGAGUUUGCCAUUCUAAUUAAUAUAUAUUAUCAACACCAUCGCCCAUCACAACCUCAACUAUUUUCUCAUCCAUACCCCAAACGACUUACACCCACUCACACUCACACUUACAACAAACUUAUCCACACCUACACACUAAACAAUCACCAUCGCCAUCAUGCCUAUCUUCAGUGGCCUUGGCCAGCGACGAGGGUCUAAGCCUCGGGAGUUGCACAUCCGCAAGGUCUCAUUCUCCGGCUGCUCACUUGCUUCUACUUCGGACCGAUCAUUCUCUUCAGAUUCAACAACAUCCACAAUCCGAGCCAUCACUCCUCGCCUGGCUACCAGCGUCGGCACUGCUUCCAGCUUCGACUCCUUCUCUAUUCACUCAGCCUCUCAACCUCCCAAGCGACUACAUGACCGGCCAUUUAUCAUGACUAACCAGCAACACUACGAGUCAGCGCCAACAUUCUAUGACAGCGAGGAUGCCGAGAGCAGUGAUAUGGAGGCAUCAGAGAGAGACUUUGACGGAGAGGAUGAGGAUCUGCCUCAGUUCACUAUGGAACUACCUCAUGCCAGCCCUGUGAGCCAUCACGAUUAUGAGACUGUGGAUGAGCCGCUGGACUACUUCUUCACGUACCUCAACAAGCGACCCUCACUACCAAGAUCUCGCUGGUCGGAAUCUACCAUUUCAAGCAUCGACUCACUGGAAGACAUGACUCCCGUGACGAGCAUGUCUGAACCUACCUCAUCAAACAUCAUGGCCGACGCUGAACAAGCUGAAGCCGCUGGCGAGUCUACGCCCAGCACCAUUACCUCUACCACUACCGUCCCCAAGAGGCCGACCUUCAAGACUGUUGACAGCUUUGAAGACUACGUCAAGCGUGGGGGCUGGAAGCGAAGAGGCAUCGUCUUCAAUAGCGACGAAGUGGAUGCAUUCUAAACUUGAUCACACAUCAACACACCAUCUCCUAUCAACCAGUAUAUUCUUUUCAUGGCAUAUAUUUAUCAUUAUCAGCGAUUUAACUUUUUUUUGGCGAUAUUAAUCAUCAACAUAUGCACGCUACACGCAAGACAUUGAAGUCUACUUGUCUGUUUUUUCUUUUUGUUUUAAGGGCUAUACGGGAAGGAUUCACUGGGCACUUGGCGACAGCCUCGGAUUAUGGCUGGUCACAAAAAGAAGCGACGCUUGCAACACUGCACUUUCAUAUCAAUGUCUGAUAUUUGGGAAUUAGGGACGAAGCGAGGGCUGGGAAGGACAUCGAUUCGCAUUGGAUACCCGAGGGGGGUGGACCCAAGAUUACCACACGCUACUAUUUUCCUUUUUGUUUAUUUUCUUGCAUCUACUCUACUAUAGCAUAUAGCUAGCUACUCAUAUGGGCACAAGGCCCUAAACACAAUGCUCCAAGAUUAUCAAUACAGAGCACAA